CACCGCUUGGCCAUCUUUUCUUCUUCUUCCCGAGUCGACUUUAUUUGCUUUGCGAGCAUUGCAUUGUCGCUCGUUCUUCUCUACGCUCUCUACCCGAUAUACUAGUUUAUUGCUCUGUUUUUUAACCCCCCCCCCCCUUUUUGACUACCUCCGCAUCACGGCAGACAUCCAUCAUGAAGGGACUUAUUCUUGUCGGUGGCUUUGGCACUCGCCUUCGCCCUCUCACCCUGACGCUCCCCAAGCCUCUUGUCGAGUUCUGCAACAAGCCCAUGAUUGUGCACCAGAUCGAGGCCCUCGUUGCCGCCGGUGUUACUGAUAUCGUCCUCGCCGUCAACUACCGUCCUGAGAUUAUGGAAAAGUUCCUAGCAGAGUACGAGGCAAAAUACAACAUCAACAUUGAGUUUUCUGUCGAAUCAGAGCCCCUCGACACCGGCGGCCCUCUCAAGCUCGCUGAGAGCAUCCUUGCCAAGGACGAUUCCCCCUUCUUCGUUCUCAACUCCGACGUCAUCUGCGACUAUCCCUUCAAGGAGCUGCUGGAUUUCCACAAGAGCCACGGCGAUGAGGGUACCAUUGUGGUCACCAAGGUGGAGGAGCCCUCCAAGUAUGGUGUCGUUGUCCACAAGCCCAACCACCCCUCUCGCAUCGACCGCUUCGUCGAGAAGCCCGUCGAGUUCGUCGGCAACCGUAUCAAUGCCGGCAUGUACAUCUUCAACACCUCCGUCCUGAACCGCAUUGAGCUUCGUCCCACUUCGAUCGAGAAGGAGACCUUCCCCGCCAUGGUUGCUGACAACCAGCUGCACUCCUUCGACCUCGACGGUUUCUGGAUGGAUGUUGGACAGCCCAAGGAUUUCCUUAGCGGAACCUGCCUGUACCUGUCCUCUCUCACUAAGAAGGGAAGCAAGGAGCUCACUCCAGCCACCGAGUCCUACGUCCACGGAGGCAACGUGCUGAUUCACCCCACGGCCAAGAUCGGAAACAACUGCAGAAUAGGUCCCAACGUCACCAUUGGCCCCAACGUCGUCGUCGGCGACGGCGUUCGUCUGCAGCGAUGCGUCCUUUUGGCCUCUUCCAAGGUCAAGGACCACGCAUGGGUCAAGUCGACGAUUGUUGGCUGGAACAGCACCGUCGGCCGCUGGGCCCGUCUCGAGAACGUGACUGUUCUCGGUGACGAUGUUACCAUUGGCGACGAGAUCUACGUCAACGGUGGCAGCGUCCUGCCCCACAAGUCUAUCAAGGCCAACGUUGACAUUCCCGCCAUUAUUAUGUGAUUUAAUCAAUCAUCUCUGCGCUAUUUUUCUCCGGCUCGCAUCGCACCAUGCGACGCCCUUUAAAAAUUCUUGUUUUUAAACCUUCCACUUCGAAAUUCUGAUUCUUUGUUUUAUUCUGCGCCAUUUUACACCCCCAUACAUUCACCACUCCUCCAUUAUUUCUCAAAAGAUACCCUAUCGGUGGAGGGGAACCAGUCUUUGAGAGAGAAAACCAGGCAAUUUUUUUUUUAUUAAUUACCACUUCUUCUGGCAUCUUCUUUUUUUCUCUUUUACCCCCUUUUUAUUUUUCUUCUCAACUAUACUAUUUUAAAAAAGAUCGAGCCAUGGAUGUUUGUUCGCGUUAUGUUGAGCUCCAAGUAUAUGAGUUUGGCGUUCUCGGGGGAAUCGGUGGGCAAAGCAUCUUGGAGGGACUAAAGGUGUCUGGGAGGAUGGGAAAGAGCUACGAUGGACGAAGCGCUGAAGGCUUUGCAUGUAUGAAAAUAUGAUAGCGUAGCGAAUGAAAGCUGAAUUUUACGCUUAA
Molecule: messenger RNA, 1788 nt
Organism: Trichoderma atroviride IMI 206040
Lineage: Eukaryota; Fungi; Ascomycota; Sordariomycetes; Hypocreales; Hypocreaceae
Biological process (GO): GDP-mannose biosynthetic process
Cellular component (GO): cytoplasm
Molecular function (GO): GTP binding; mannose-1-phosphate guanylyltransferase (GTP) activity
Source: RefSeq, a predicted model, not a curated record